ACAGUUAUGGAGACAAGCUCUGACCUAUUUUUAGAAGGUAUUUCCCCAUUUGGAUGAUUUCAACGUCACAGACUCUUGUUUCACUUUAUCAUAUGGUAACGUUACCCACAUGUGUUAUAAUUUUGUAGACUAACUAAACUCAAGACUCUCUUUUCAUGAAUUUGAACUAGGAUGUGAGCCUUUAAUCCAAAAUGUCUCUAUUUACAGGGUUAUCAUAACCCUGUAAUUGAGACAUUUGCAUAAAUAUCUUAAACAUACUUCAUUGUGCAGUGCUCACAUGUAUUUCCAGUAAUGUAUGAUACUUAAGCUUUACUAAUUUAGGCUCUUCAUAUAUAAAGUAUACAUAUUUUAUUUGAGUAUUUAGAGUAUUUCUUUUAUUUAGUUAGAUGAUAGAAAAUAGCAUGGAUGUAGCAGGCCAGAACAACAUUGAAGUGAACCUCUGUAACAAGGUGGACAUUGCAAAAUCCCUGUCAAGAGUUGUCUCCACUUCAUUUGGACCAUCUUGUUUAAGCACCAUGUUAACUACAUCCACAGGAGCAGUUCUUGUCACUAGUCAAGGCAUAGCCAUUUUGAAGUCUCUACAGAUAGCACAUCCUCUGGCCCGAGUUAUUGUUGAUGCUGUUGUUACUCACCACUCGUCUGUUGGUGACGGCACAAAGAUGCUGCUCCUGCUUCUAGAACACUCCCUGCAGGCUGUCCAGGAGAUCGUCGACAAACAAGCCAGCUGCCAUCUUGGAACCAUGAAUAUUCAGCAGCAGAUGAAUAAUUAUCUUUCUAACAAGAUCGCUCUUGCUCUUGGAAAGUUUUCCAAUACAAUUUUAUCAGAUCUAUUUACUGAAGUACAGCAGAGAGCAGACAUGUUGGAUGCAGAUUGCUGCAGAAAUGUUUUGAGAGAUAGAAUGUUUUCUGUGCUUGUAACAACCAUAUCAUCCCAUUUUUCAUCUGCUAUAUCUCAAUAUUUUGCAACAUUACUCAUGGAUUCUUUAAUUACGAAAACAGAAGUGCAGAAUUUGGAAUCUACUAGACAGACGAUUGGGUUUAUUUUAGAUAACUUUGAAUUCAUGCAUGUAAAAUCACCUGGGCAAAGUUACAAGGAGUCUUCAACACUUAAUGGAUUUCUGCUGCAGAGAAAUUUUUCAUUUCAUUCUGAUAAUCUUUCAAAGAUGGAAAUGAAAUGUAUUUUACUAAAGUGUCCGAUAGAAGGAGUUUUAUCAAAUGAUAAUGCAACCGUUAGACUGAAAUCAGAUGAUACACUUAAAAUUGCUCUUUCUCUUAAACUUAAAAACGCGAAGCUCUUUUUACAGACUUUAAGUUCUCGAGGAGUUACCUUGAUUGUUAGCACUGAAAAGGUACCAGACUACGUCCUUUCGUUAUGUCGGACAUUUGACAUCAGUGUCAUUUGUUGCGUUGAUGAGGAUGAUAUUGAAUUCUUAGAAAAACUAUCUGGUAAGUUUGUGAUCCACAACACUUGGGAUGUUGUUGAUGACAGUGUCGUCAUUAAUCUGUCAGAGUGUCGGAGAGUUUCGGUGGGCAGUCGGGUGUGUGUUCAGCUGGGUAUUGAGAAAGGAUUAUCCAAACAACUGAUUCUGUGUGCUCCAACAGACAGCAUGUGUCACCAGCUUGGAGAUAUUGUUUACAAAGCAUUUAAAUCUCUUUUCAUGUGUUUUCAGAAAAUUCACAUCAGUCAGUCUAGUAAUAAUGUCAUUUAUUUAGCUGAUAAAAAACAAAAAGUUUCUUCAGUUGAUAUUUCAGCUCCAUCUAUGGACAGUUUGACUAAUAAGUCUUCAGACAACAAUAGCUCAUUGGAUGACAGAACCAUGAUGAGCCAUGAAAUUCCAUUGGAUGAUGGAGUUACAUGUGUUAUGAGCUCUGAAAUUUCAUUGGAUGAUGAUACCUUGGACACCUUGAAAUUUAUUACAUUUCCUGGGGGAGGGUAUUUUGAGUAUAUGCUAGCUGAAUUACUUGAUCAGAGGAUGAAAAUAUGUCCUAACCAGGAAAUGGCCUGGUGUUGUCAGAUAUUGACAAAAUCAUUAACAGCUAUUCCAUUUGCUCUUCACAAAAAUCUAUCCCAGAAUGCUGGUGCAAGAUCUUUUCUUGAGAAAGACCUUCAUAUCCGUGCUGCUCUGAAAAACAACUGUCCCACUGGCUUCAACAGUGGAGGUUGUGUUUGUAAUCCAGCCAAAGAAAACAUUUUGGAGCCGCCAUUUGCAAAGAUGGCCGUUGUGACCAGUGUGAUACAGCUCCUCCAGCAGCUAUUGAAGAUUGAUGGAAUUGUCGGAGUCAAAACAGUGAAAACAUAACCAGUAGUUAGGUCACUGGAUUUAAGGCUGGUAGAUACUGGGAUCGUAUCCCAGUACCAGUUUCUUCAUGGAAGCAGUUCUGAGAUCAGUGUGGAGAUGUACAUGUAAGGCCAGUCACUACUUCUUUAUGUACAUGAACUUGUCUCUUAUUAUUAGUCCCCUACCAGUCCAACCGUAGGAGACUGUAGGGUUCAUCUCCAUCCUUCUGUCAUAAUGCCUCGAGAUACUGAGCUGAUGUUUUCUCUAUAGCUUUUCCAUGUACUGUUACAGAUCAAGUUUGACUUUCAAGAUGAUUUACCCAUUUUUGACAUUUUUUUUUUUUUUUACUUGUGUUUUGUUUUGCCUCAAAAUAUUGAUCUGAACUUUUGUUUAAUGCUUUAUCAUGUACUGUUACGGAUCAAGCUUAACUUUUAUGGCGAUUUACCCAUUUUUCACCGAGUUAUGGCCCUUGAAUUUAGGAGAUGCAAACAUUUGUUGUGCCUGGUAGGGGUCAUGUAUUGUUUUAGCAGUACUCUCAGAAUGUUUGUUUUCCAUGAGGGUGGAAUCUAGCUCUGUUUGGAAAGUACUAGCCUGAGGUGUGUAGGUCACAGGAUCAAACCUCAUCGGUGGACCCAUUCUCUGAUUGAGAUGUUUCCAUUCCCAACCAGUGCCCCAUGGUAUAUCAAAGGCCGAGGUGUGUGUUGUCCUGUCUGUGGGAAAGUGCAUAAGAAAAACAUUUGAAAAUCAAGAUAAACAAAAUAUAACGGAUCGUACUACUAAUAAUCUCAUUGAUCUUGGUCCCCACACGUGUUACAACAGGUGUGGUUCAUUGUUUAUUUAGUGUUUGAAGAGGUGUGAUUAUUUCAUAACACUUUGGUGUCCUAAUUACUGGGGAGCUGCCGUCAUUGUUUAAAAGGUGACCACAUGCAGACAGUAGAGGUAAGAUAACGUGCCGUUGUAGACAGAGCUUAUUAAUACAUAAGCCGUUCUCUUGUUUUUGAACUUGCAUCCGAAAUCUGGAACAGACAGAAUCCGGUUAGGCAGAGUUUUAUUCAUAAUAAAUUAACAGUAGCUGGGUGGGACUUUUAAAACACUGCGGAUUUCCACAGAAAACUGGUUUAGACAGAUGCCGAUUUGAACACUGUACUUUACCUGCUGUUGGGGGUUUGGAUUUGGCUGAGUGGUAAAGUUAUCACCUGAGGUGCAGUGAGUUACAGAAUUGAUUGCCUUCUAUGGACAUGGAGUUUUUACCAUUCCAGCUGACACACCAUGGUAUUUAUUGUCCUAUCUAUGGGAAAUUGCAUGUAUACAAGAUCCCUUGCUGCUUUAUCGGUAAGAGUACUGGUAGCCUGUAUGGCUUCUUUAGGUUUCCUCUCUAUCAACCAUUAACAUGUGCUGAGGUGUUCAAUAUUCCAUCAACGGAUGUGCCUCCAUAUUAACGGACUAGCUUUAAAAGAAGAACAAUUGCUGUGCAUGAGCCAUUGUUUUGCAUGCAUUGUGUCUCGUUAUUCAGGUAAGUUGUAUAGGUGCAUACAUAAUAGCAUUUCAAUGUACAUGUAUGUAUUCAAUGCAGCAUUUGGUUUAUUCAAUUUAUACACCAAUAAAAUGGAACAGUUUUUUGUAAUAUGGAAUUGCAUAUUAAGUUUCACACAAAAACAGCAUUAUGAUCGUUUGAUUAAUUUGAUGCAGAGCAUGCAUAAUGGAGCCAGUAAGUUUGAUGCAUAAGCUGGUAUCUCCCGUUAAAUUAAAUGUCUGCGAACUGGGACAGAAUACACCAGUAGCUCAGUAAUGGAACAUAACAUGAGGUCUAGGCUUUCCACGAGUACUCGAGUACUCGAGUACUCGGACUCAUGACUUGAGUAUCCAUGCAAGGAAGAGCACUCUCAUUUAAUUAUGACUUUUUACGUCACUUUAAUUGCCAUAUGCUUGCCGCUGGUUACAUAAUAUGAAAACAAAAGUUGAAUGUGUAGAAUGCAAUACAAUGGCAUGAUUGGGCAUCCAUGUUCAGUGCUGGAAUUAAGAUGAAUAUGUUACUUUAUUCCUCUGUCUCAUGAUCAUCUUGGAUUCUAGUGUAAGUGUCGGGUACUUGGGUUUGGUCGAGUUUAACCCUCGAGUACAAUAUGUUGGACUCGUGGAGGCCCUACUGAGGUCUGAUGCAGGGCUAGCUCUAGCACUCGCCAAAUUCGCCAUCUUGGAUUCUAGUGUAAGUGUCGGGUACUUGGGUCUGGUCGAGUUUAACCCUCCAGUACAAUAUGUUGGACUCGUGGAGGCCCUACUGAGGUCUGAUGCAGGGCUAGCUCUAGCACUCGCCAAAUUCGCCAUCUUGGAUUCUAGUGUAAGUGUCGGGUACUUGGGUCUGGUCGAGUUUAACCCUCCAGUACAAUAUGUUGGACUCGUGGAGGCCCUACUGAGGUCUGAUGCAGGGCUAGCUCUAGCACUCGCCAAAUUCGCCAUCUUGGAUUCUAGUGUAAGUGUCGGGUACUUGGGUCUGGUCGAGUUUAACCCUCCAGUACAAUAUGUUGGACUCGUGGAGGCCCUACUGAGGUCUGAUGCAGGGCUAGCUCUAGCACUCGCCAAAUUCGCCAUCUUGGAUUCUAGUGUAAGUGUCGGGUACUUGGGUCUGGUCGAGUUUAACCCUCCAGUACAAUAUGUUGGACUCGUGGAGGCCCUACUGAGGUCUGAUGCAGGGCUAGCUCUAGCACUCGCCAAAUUCGCCAUCUUGGAUUCUAGUGUAAGUGUCGGGUACUUGGGUCUGGUCGAGUUUAACCCUCCAGUACAAUAUGUUGGACUCGUGGAGGCCCUACUGAGGUCUGAUGCAGGGCUAGCUCUAGCACUCGCCAAAUUCGCCAUCUUGGAUUCUAGUGUAAGUGUCGGGUACUUGGGUCUGGUCGAGUUUAACCCUCCAGUACAAUAUGUUGGACUCGUGGAGGCCCUACUGAGGUCUGAUGCAGGGCUAGCUCUAGCACUCGCCAAAUUCGCCAUCUUGGAUUCUAGUGUAAGUGUCGGGUACUUGGGUCUGGUCGAGUUUAACCCUCCAGUACAAUAUGUUGGACUCGUGGAGGCCCUACUGAGGUCUGAUGCAGGGCUAGCUCUAGCACUCGCCAAAUUCGCCAUCUUGGAUUCUAGUGUAAGUGUCGGGUACUUGGGUCUGGUCGAGUUUAACCCUCCAGUACAAUAUGUUGGACUCGUGGAGGCCCUACUGAGGUCUGAUGCAGGGCUAACUCUAGCACUCGCCAAAUUUGCCAUUUGCAUAU
Molecule: messenger RNA, 5533 nt
Organism: Gigantopelta aegis
Lineage: Eukaryota; Metazoa; Mollusca; Gastropoda; Neomphalida; Peltospiridae
Product: Bardet-Biedl syndrome 10 protein-like
Exons: 2
Coding region: 387-2300 (637 amino acids)
Biological process (GO): chaperone-mediated protein complex assembly
Molecular function (GO): ATP binding; ATP-dependent protein folding chaperone
Source: RefSeq, a predicted model, not a curated record